AUGGGCUCGUCCAAACCAGUCCAUCGAAAUGUGGCCUCGGCUGCAGACAACGAUGAUUUAUCAAAGUCUACACUUCAGGGACUCCCAAUGUACACCACAGAUAUUGAGUCCUCCUCCUCCUCUUCUACAGCCGCUGCAACCUCUCGUGGAAUUACUGCAGGAAAUACUACUACCAACAAUUAUAACAGCACAGGAGACAACCUGAUUGACGAAAAAAAUGCCUUAAGAUAUGGCACUAGUGGCACAGGCACUCCAGCAGAGUACGACUACGAGAGUGGUGUUUUUGGAAAUAGUCCGUCUAAGCUACACUCGUCUUCAUUCCUCAGCCUAUCGUCUUUGCUCAACUAUAACGCCUCGACAAAAUCUUUCGGUACAGGUAAAUACAAAAACAACCGCCAACACAGAAUUGUGCGCAACCUCCUAUUGGGCCUGCUUGGAUUCCUCUUGCUACUACUUGUUGGCUCUCCUUUGCUCUCUUUCCUCUUCGGCUCUUCCCGUUUCACUACAGUCACUGGUCUUUCAGACAAAACAGUCCUUACCUCGGAUCCUCUAAUCUACCCAGAUGUAGAAAACUUUUUCAAAGCAAAGAGCUCAGGCUCUUCCUCAACUGGUGGUGCUAACCGUCAGGCCCCUAAAAAGUCCCCAGGUGACUAUACACAAGACCUUAGCGAUAAGGAAAUGCCCGCCGCUGCAAAGGGGUCGCGUUCAGGCGGUGCUGAUGGAAAAGAUGACAGUGGUUCUGGUUUAGAUUCUUCAGGUGCUUCCAGUUCCAGCUCAGCUAAUGCUGCAGGUGCAACCGACUCAGCAACCCAGCUUGAUAUUGAGGCCGGUAACGAGCCCAAGUCCAACAAUAACGCUUUUAAAAAUAGAAACGGGAUUAUCUCUUCGCUUAAAUACAAACCUGUCAGUAGCACCCGCGCCUUUUGGCGUUUUGGUAGCCAAAAGGCUGGCACAGAUAAUCUGGUUGGCAAUUCCCACUCUGGGAUCUGGGGCACCUCUGCAAAGUCUCCUGAACUUAUUAUUGUUACCGGUAUUAACCCUGAAAAAUAUUCUAUCGAAUACCUUGAAAAGGUUAUUGAAAAUCGCAAGAGAUAUGCUAAAAAAUGGGGAUAUGGAUUAUACAUUCGAUCAGUGACGGAUUUUCGUGAUAAGUAUGAAGGUAGUGUCUCCAAAAAUCCAUCCUGGGCCAAGCUCUCAAUUCUUCGCGCAGCUGUCCACACCUUCCCUGAAGCAAAGCAUUUUUGGAAUCUCGACGCUCAUGCUUUGAUUGAGGACAUGAAUAGUGACAUUGUGGCUGAUCUUAUCGAGCCCAAACAUCUGAGCAACCUUAUGAUUCGCGACCGUCAAAUUAUUCGCAGUUCUUCAAUCAUCAAGACAUACAAACAUACUCCUUCGACCAAUGUGCGGCUGAUUUUGGCUCCAGACGAGGUUGGUCUGAGUACCACCUCCUUUGUAUUUGCAAACCUCGACCGCGACCGUACAAUUGACUUUGCUGGUGCUGGCUAUAAUCGCAACAAUGUCCAACGAUACAAGGGGUCCGACCAUGGAGAGUUUGCCAAGAUUCUUCUUGACUACUGGAAUGAUCCAGCUACUCGUUCGUACUACCAAUACGAUCGUAGUGAAGCCUCUGCCAUUAACCACAUUUUGCAGUGGCAUGCCAGUUUCCUUGCUCGCACAGCUAUUGUCCCUGGCACUCAUCUUAUGUCGUAUUCUGAAGAGAGUAUGUUUUCUUUACUUGGAAUCCGUGGUGGCGAUUUACGUGCUGCUGCCAGCAAACUUCCUGUUGAAGAUGGUAAACUAUCGCUUAAAGAUUAUGAAAACGAUGGUCUUGUUUUUUUCAAUAAAGAACAAGAUACAAAGAAAAAUCUGGUCGUUGUCAUGAACUCGUGUGCUGAAGGAUCCAGUCUCACUUGUCUCCGAGAAUUUUCUCGCUAUUACAACAAGGCCAUGUCCAAGGAUGGUAAAGAUAGUAGUGCUGAAGACAAUGUUGGCUCUCUUGAUAAAGUUGGUGCUGCUGCUGCUGCUGCUGCUGCUGCUGCCGCUGAAUCAAAGGAAGAUGUUGCUGACUUGGAUGGCAUUGCCAAGAAGGGAGAUAAGGCUGGCGCACAAAAGAAGCAACAACAGCAACAGGCUCAACAGGCACAAGCUCAAGCUCAGGCUCAGGCUGAAGCACACGCCGAGGCUGAGGCUAAGGCUCAGGCCAAAACUCCACAGGAAAAGGCAGUGAAGCCUGGCGACAAGAAACCUGGUGAAAAUAAGGAAACAAUAUCCAAGGAGCAACUCAAGGAACAACCCAAAGAAAAUGGCAAGCUGGUAAUUAAUGAAAUUGUCCAUGGAUCAGGGGUUGAAGUUUCGUCUGAAUCCAUAAAGGAAAUUUCAUCCAAGUCGGCUGAUGGGCCAUUGAAGGACUCAGUAAAAACGAGCGAAGAAAAGGAACAAGUCAAGGUGGCUAACUCGGGUGCUGCUGGUGCUGCUGGUGCUGCUGGUGCUGCUGGUGCUGCUGGUGCUGCUGGUGCUGCUGGUGCUGCUGGUGCUGCUGGUGCUGCUGGUGCUGCUGGUGCUGCUGGUGCUGCUGGUGCUGCUGGUGCUGCUGGUUCUGUUGAUGCUGCUGGUGCAUUCAAGCCCAAGGCCCCUAAAGAAAAGACCAAUGAAUUGGAUCUCAAUGAUCCAGUAGUGGCCCAAGCAAUUGCAAAGGCUCAAGCUGAAGAGCAGGCCAAAAUUGCCAAAAAGGAAGCAGCUAAAGAUGUAACUAAAGAUGCAACUAAAGAUGCAACUAAAGAUGCAACUAAAGAUGCAACUAAAGAUGCUACUAAAGAUGCUACUAAAGAUGCUGCUGGUAAUUCCAAAGCAGCUGCUGAAGUCAAGGCUGAGACGAAAAAGUCUGAUACAUUAGAUACCAGUGAUCCAGUGGUGGCUCAAGCCAUUGCUAAAGCUCAAGCUGAAGCUCAGGUUAAGAUUGAAAAGGAAGAGAAGGCCAAAGCUGCUGCAACAAAUUCUGGAGCUGCUGCUAAGAAAGAAUCCACAGAAGCCAAAGUUGGUGGCAAUUCCAAUGCUGAUGCUAAGGUGGGUGCUAAGGCUGGGGACAAGGCUGGGGACAAGGCUGGGGACAAGGCUGGAACAAAGACCGAAACCAAAGCAGAAACCAAGGAUGGUACUCUUGAUACCAACAAGCCUGCUGGUGCUGCAGCUGUUGCCAAAGCUCAGGCUGAAGAGCAAGUCAAGAUUGAUAAAGAGGUGGUGAAGGAUGCCAGUGUUGCGGCAGGAAAGCCUCAGGAGGAUUCCAAAUCUGCAGCUAUUAAGGACGCGGAGGCUAAGGCUGCGAAGGCCCAAGCUGCGGAAGCUAAGCAAGAUACGUUAGAUAUGAAUGAUCCUGUGGUGGCACAAGCAAUUGCGAAAGCACAAGCUAAAGAACAGGCCAAGAUAAAUGCUGCUGCUAACAAGGCGCAGAAGGCAUGA
Molecule: messenger RNA, 3456 nt
Organism: Magnusiomyces paraingens
Lineage: Eukaryota; Fungi; Ascomycota; Dipodascomycetes; Dipodascales; Dipodascaceae
Exons: 1
Coding region: 1-3456 (1151 amino acids)
Biological process (GO): protein N-linked glycosylation
Cellular component (GO): mannan polymerase complex; Golgi membrane
Molecular function (GO): alpha-1,6-mannosyltransferase activity
Source: RefSeq, a predicted model, not a curated record